Molecule: messenger RNA, 3393 nt
Organism: Biomphalaria glabrata
Lineage: Eukaryota; Metazoa; Mollusca; Gastropoda; Planorbidae
Product: translocation protein SEC63 homolog
Exons: 19
Coding region: 35-2395 (786 amino acids)
Biological process (GO): SRP-dependent cotranslational protein targeting to membrane; post-translational protein targeting to endoplasmic reticulum membrane
Cellular component (GO): Sec62/Sec63 complex
Molecular function (GO): transmembrane protein transporter activity; RNA binding
Source: RefSeq, a predicted model, not a curated record
UGGCAACCGUAGAACUGUAGAUGUGGCCUUCGCUAUGGCCGGCAUGCAGUUUGAGUAUGACGCGGAAGGGGGAACGUUCUUUUAUUUCUUGCUGUCGUUUUGGGCCUUAUUGCUUAUUCCAGCCACCUACUUUUUAUGGCCUUCUAAACAGAGCACUGGCUCUGAUGAUAAAAAAAGAAAAUGCAAGUGCUUUCCUUGUCUCACAAAAUCUGAGUCAUUGGUUAAAGAAAAAGCAAGUGUUAAACCAGUUGUGAUAAAAAUUGUUUUAUUAAUUGGCUGGAUUAUCUUCAUACUUCUGGCAUGGAAGGUUUCUAUGAUACAAUUGGACUAUUCUGAGUAUGAUCCUUAUGAAGAACUUCAAAUUGACAGAGGUGCAGAUGUUGCUGAGAUAAAAAAAGCUUACAGAAAACUGAGUAAAGUUUACCAUCCUGACAGAGAGACAGGUGAUCCUAAAAAGUUUAUGCGAAUUGCUAAAGCUUAUGCUGCUUUAACUGAUGAAGAAUCAAGAAAAAAUUGGGAGGAGUAUGGAAAUCCAGAUGGACCAGAAGCCACACGUUUUGGGAUUGCUUUACCAAAAUGGAUUGUGGAAAGAGAAAAUUCUAUGUGGGUCCUAGCAGUUUAUGGCUUAGUCUUCAUGAUCAUCUUGCCCAUUGUCGUGGGCGUAUGGUGGUAUCGUUCUAUCAAAUUUAGCGGUGAUCAAGUUUUACUGGAAACAUCAAGAAUCUAUUAUUUCUUCAUUAGCAGAACUCCAAAUAUGAUUCUUAAGCGUGCUGUUGAAGUGUUGGGCUCAUCAUGUGAAUUUGAUAGAAUGCACAAUGCAGAAAUUAUUGAAAGACCCACUGAUAAUGAAGAGCUCCCUGCUCUCAUUAAACAACUACAGAAUGUGAAAGAAAAAAAUCGUGAACGUUCAUAUUGUAUCAAAACUCGUGCUUUAAUACUUGCUCAUUUUCAAAGAUUACCUUUAAAUAAAGAGACGCUAGCUGUUGACCAAAAAUACAUUUUGAAAAAGUGCCCCUAUCUAAUCAAUGAAAUGGUCCAUACAGCUGCCAACUUAGUUGCCAUGGCGAUCAAUUCAGGGAGAGACAACCAGUCCCCACGCCUUGAGUCCAUUGAAAACUUUAUGAAGAUGAGCCAAAUGGUUGUUCAGGCACUUGAUGAGAAAUCCAGUCCACUACAGCAACUACCUCACAUAACUCCAGAAAUGUUACGCCACUUCACCACUCGAAAGCGUGAUAUUCGUCACAUUCGUGACUUUGUAAAUAUGAAAGAUGAAGAUAGACGUAUGAUGUUGCGUAAUUUAUCAGAUAAUGAGUAUUUAGAUGUGAUGACUGUCUGUGCUAACAUGCCAUACAUAGAGAUGUCUGUUAAAACUGAAGUGUUGGAUGAGGAAGAUGAAACUAUCACUGCUGGCUCUAUAGUUACUGUGACAGUCAAACUAGUCAGAAAAGACAUGGGGGAGAUGUUUGAAAACCAGAUUCCAUUAGCAACACUUGAAGAUGAUACAUCUGAGCAUGCAGACAAUGACAAAGAGGAAGAAAAUGAAGACAAAGAAGAUGAGGACAAACAGGAUGCUCAACAAGAGUUGGCAGGUCAUGGAGAUCAGGCUGGCAAAGAAGACAACAAGAACAAAGCUUGGGACAAAAACAAAAAAGCCAAAAAAAAAGGAGGCAAAGUGAAGAAGAAGACUAAACAGGUCUAUCAGUGGAAGGCAGUAGCUCAAGCCAAGGCAGAGAAUGCCAGUCAAGCUACAGGCGCCAAAGCCAUCACAGAAAGUGAUUCUCCUAAAUCAACCAAACCAAAUAAGUCUGAGAGAAAAGAAAAGAGUGAUGACGUUGAAGGAGAUGAUGUCUCUGAAGAGGAAAACAACGUCUCAGAAGAUGAAGAGGAAGAAAAGCCUGAAGCUUCAGCAGACAAAUCUAAAAGUAAAAAAGAUGAUGAUGAUGAAGAAGAUGAUUGGGAUAAUUACAAAUUAGAAUCAAAAAAAGAGAACUCAUUAGAAACCAAAGUCAAAGAAAGUCAUCCUGUUCACUGCCCUUACUUUCCAGAGGUGAAGCAGGAGGCCUGGUGGGUGUAUGUAGCUGAUAGGAAACGUCACUUGUUGAUAACUGUCCCCGUCCAUGUUUGCAGUUUGAAAACUGAGGAAAAGAUUGAAUUGAAGUUCUCUGCUCCUGCCAAGCCAGGUCAUUACCAAUAUGUUGUGCAUCUCCGCUCUGACUCUUAUUACACUGAUUUUGAUCAAUCCCAACUUAUUAAGUUGGAUGUUCAUGAAGCUAAAGUGAUCAAAGAUCAUCCACAGUGGAACAUUUCUGAAGAUGAGGAUGAGAAAGAUAAAGAUGAUGAUGACAGUGAAGAAGAUGAUUCUGAUUAUAGCUCUGAGUCAAACGAGUCAGAAUAAAUGAUCUUGAUUUGUAUUUGUUGACAUUAUUUGAGAGUGAUUCAUGAAGAGUUUCAUAGCUCCUAACCAGACAUUGGCAUGUUUCUGUAACUUGCUGUUAUAAUGGAAUCUUACUCGCUCCAUGAAUUGAUUGAUUCAACAAUCAAUGUGAUGAAAAGUGAAAACUUACUGUCUAUUUUAGUAAUUGUUCAUUGAGCUCAUAUACUAUAGGGGACAAUGGCAACAGAUUUUUUAACUAUUCUGUUUUAUUCCAUUUUUUGUGUGUGUGUAAGAGUUGAUAUUUUGGAGAUGAAAUCUAGGUUUCGGGUCAAUGUUUUGUUUCUCACUCACUAAAGGUGUAUAGUUAUAAAUAAUUGUUUUGUGUUGUUGAUCCACUGUCAAUGUUUUGGCGGGUACCAAAUUGUGGACUGUGACCUACCUGGCAUUUAUUAAUUCCCUUUGGCAAUUUAGAUUACAAUUGAAUCAUUUUGGCAUUCUUUUCUAUUUAUACAAUCAGUCUAGAUUUUAUCAACAUUUUGCAAAUGAAAAUGUAUUUGUAAAUAUAAAAACAAAGGUUGUACCAAUUAAAUCCUACGUUAGGGCAAUUAAAGUGGAAAGUCUAAACUUUGAUCUCUUUUUUGUAAAGAAACACAUUUUGUUUUCUAUACAUGAAAUCAAAUUUUAUAUUAUAUAUAAGUAUAUAUAUAUAUACUCACAUUAAUUGCAUACAGAACAUAUUGUCUCCUUUUUUUUUUUUGUCACUCCAAAGCAACUUUAAAAUAUUUACCAGAAGCUUAAUUGUUCCGUUAAGGUAACUUAAAAAAAACAACCUUUAAAUGAUUUUGUCAGGCUUAAUUCAACAAAGCUGGACAAGUUUCAUUGCUAAAAUGUGUUAUAAAUUAUUGAAACAUUCAACUCUUGUUAUUUUUGCCUGCUUGUCAUGUUUAUUUAUUGAUUUAAUUUUUAGUUCAAUGACAUGUAAAGAACUAAAUUUUAAAUAAAAAACAUUUAAAUGCAAA